Messenger RNA from Lagopus muta (rock ptarmigan), 4073 nucleotides. It is a transcript of the gene EIF2AK2, whose product is annotated as eukaryotic translation initiation factor 2 alpha kinase 2. Bases 602 to 2251 code for a protein of 549 amino acids. NCBI's taxonomy places the organism in Eukaryota, Metazoa, Chordata, Aves, Galliformes, Phasianidae. The record is from RefSeq and is a predicted model, not a curated record. Gene Ontology annotation, molecular function: ATP binding; protein kinase activity. The transcript has 16 exons. Gene Ontology annotation, biological process: protein phosphorylation.
GGCUGUCAAAGGGGCUUUCGGUUCUCUCAGCGAAGGCGGCCGUAGGGUUACAUGCACCAACGCCGAGCCGCUCUGUCCGUGCCCCGAGGCGUAAGCCGGGGAGCGCUCGCUGAGCCGUAGCGCUGCAGGCAGGCAGGCAGGCAGCGAGCGGCCCGCCGCGGCAGGGCGCUGUGAGGGAGGCGCGGCCGCUCACCCGCGCUCCCCGUCCGCCUUUCGCUUUCGUUUCGUGCCGGCGCCGCACUGCUGUGGGAAACGGAAGCGGGGCUGCGUCCGCGUAGCGCUGCGCGGCUCUUGGCGGUGCGGGCCGGCAGAGACAGCGGAGGAAUCGGCUGAGAAAUUCUUCAUCACUAAACUCGUCGUUCUGCUUUCUGAAUCUCUAAUCUCAGAAAGUUUAGAAUACAGUUACAAGCCAACUUACAUGGAGACUUGAAUGAGAAAUCAGUUACUUCUCUGUGACCGUUCUCCUCCUGGCACCAUUUUGUCCUCUGUCACAGCAGUGCCCUGGCAGAACGCGGGCUGUCUCUGUAGCACUGUGUGAGGCUCAGGCACAGCCCUGAAUAUUUCUCUACAGAAUCUUUUGGUACUCAGAUAUUGCAUCGAGAUGGACCGAGAGUGUAUGAGCAAGAUCAACAGCUACUGCCAGAGGAAUAAGUGCAAGCUCGAGUACGCUGAUGUGGACAUGAAAGGCCCAUCUCAUAACCCUGAGUUUACAGUUGUGGUUAGAAUAGAUGGUAAAGAGUAUGGUGCUGGCACUGGUAAAAGUAAGAAGGAUGCAAAAGCAGCAGCAGCAAAAAAAACGUGGGACAUGAUUGUACAAAAGCAAGAUAGUCCUUCGAGUGUGCAUGCUCCAGAUCUAGUGACAUCUCCUCCAUCUGCGGAUGUGCUAUCUCCAUUUGACUAUGUCAGCCUGCUAAAUAAGUACUCACAAAAGACAUUGCAGCUAGUUGACUACAACAACAUAAACCGUUUUGGAGACGCCCAUGCUCCAAUGUAUUCUUGUAGCUGUACAAUUAGUGGUCAUGUAUAUGGAAAUGGCACUGGAAACUCUCUAGCUGCUGCAAAACAAGCUGCUGCAAAAGAAGCAUAUAGAGUGUUACAGGAGCAAGAAUCUUCAAUACCGAGAAGUGAAAACUCUAGUUCUAUGUUUUGUGAACUUAGUAAUUCUGCUGGAGGGCAGAGUCAGUCUGAGUCAUGGGAAAUUACCUUUAGAGACUCAGCUACAAACUUGACAGAAAAAGCAAAAGACAUGUCACUAUCUGAAGAGCCUACAAAUUCUCGGAGAAAUGUGCCAUGUUCUGCUAUAAAAUCCAAAAGAGCAUUGGCACCUAAUUUUAAUAAUGUGAGAAGCGAGCAGGAAAAACUGAUGUCAAAUAUCUGCAGAAAUAAGAGGGAGGCAGAUGAUGAGUAUACUGUGGAUGAAAGAUUUCGUCAGGAGUAUAAAAAUAUAGAGCCUAUUGGUAAAGGUGGUUUUGGGAAUGUUUUUAAAGCAACAUCAAGGACUGAUGAGAGAACCUAUGCAGUCAAACGAGUUGAGUUAAUAAAUAGGAAUGUGAAGCGUGAAGUGAAAGAACUCGCAAAUCUUGAACAUGAAAACAUAGUGCGGUAUUAUUGCAGCUGGGAAGGGACUGACCAUAUGAUUUACCCAGAGUCAAGUAAGAAUUCUGUCAUAGUUCCUUGCCUCUUCAUCCAAAUGGAAUUAUGUGAACAAGGGCCAUUGGAAAAAUGGAUUGAAAAUAAUAGACAAAACCAAAACUAUCAUGAGAUGGCACAAGACAAAUUUUCACAAAUACUGAAAGGAGUGGACUAUAUUCAUUCUAAAAAUUUAAUUCAUAGAGACCUCAAGCCCCAGAAUAUAUUCCUAUCACAUGAAGGUAAAAUAAAAAUAGGUGACUUUGGUCUUGUGACUUCUGUGACAUAUGACCCUCUGACUAUGAACAGAGGAACACAGUCAUAUAUGGCACCAGAACAGUCUGGGAACAGAUAUGGAAAGGAAGUAGACAUUUAUGCGCUGGGAUUGAUUUGGUUUGAAGUUCUUUCUGCGUUGGUCAGUCAUCAUGAGAAAAACAGGAUAUGGCAGGAUGUUAGAGAUGCUAAAUUUCCACUGGACUUCACCAAGCAAUUUAAAAUCCAGGUAUCCGUAAUCGAAAAGAUGCUUUCAAAAGACCCCUCAAAACGAUUGUCUGCAUCUCAAAUACUCGAUCUUUUGAAGUCUGUUGAUAAAGACAACUCAGAUAAAGCUCAUAGUCACUAAAUGACAUUUUGGAAGGCUUUCAGACUGUGCUGUCUCGUGGCCUGUGAUUCAAACCUUUCUGAAUUGUUCACAGUGAUGUUCAUAUUAAUUACUAGACUUCUUCCUUUUAAGACCAGAGGAGUCAGUGUGCUUGACUGGAAAGCCUACUUUUUGCAGAAAAAAAAUAGAUACACAUGUGGGUUAUUCUUGACUGAAUUUUACUUCUUUAAGGUGAAUUUUCUUCUCACUAGGUACUUCUUGAAAUACCUGGCACCUUCACUACUCUAAAAUUUAAAACUUACUUUUUAAAAUCAGGUCUUCCUUGAAUAUUUAAGUAUUUCUUUCUUUCCCAGAAGCUAUUUGUUCUGUGCUUCUGAAAACCUCUGUUUGUUUUUUGUUUUGUUUUCUUCUUUCUUAUAGGAACAGGUAGGGUCCUGUUAAUACAGAAAUACUCUCCAAGUUUUCUCAAUAGCAACCAUUUAAAAAUCCUUCUCAGGAGAGCACCUUAGACAUCAUCUCCUAUACUGUAAGGUUUUUAUCAAUUAUUAUGGCAUAUGGCCAGUUCUCACGGAUUACAGGUGUACUGAGUAAGGCCAACUCUGCUGGCCUUACUGUCAGCUCAACAUAAGGUGUGAGCAGACUGACCAUUACUGUUUGGUUACAUACUUUAAAGAUUUUAUGUUUGACUGAAUAAGAACUGUGCAGGGAAGAAAAAAUGGGCAAAUUAUUCCUCCUGACUCAUUUUUGAAUAGUUUGAAAAGGUGCAGCUCAUUGCUGUGGCACCUGCUAAAUUCCCUAAAGGAAAAUGCACUAAGACUUCUAAGCAGGGAAGUAUGAUGUGCAUUGGAGAUAAGGUAGCAUAUGAUUUUUCUCAAGUGUUGAACAGGUUGAAGGUGUGUGGUUGGUUAAAAUAUGAAUAUGUGAAUCUUUAUAGUCUUGUGGAAAUUGUUGCUGAAUAGCUAUCUGAUUUUAACAUUCGUUUGUAUGAAUUCAAAUUGUUCCCCCUCCCCUUAUAAUGAAUGUUAUUCUUCAUAAAUAAAGCAUUCUGUUAUUUUGGACUAAUGCAUAUUUCCUUGCAGUACUCAAGAUGUGGGAGAAAUUACAUCCUGAUACAGACAAAAUAGCACCAGUUUUACUUACCUUUGACUUUAAAAUUGCUCUUACAAUAUGAAAAUUGAUAUAGGACAAAUUUCAGCUGAAUUGCCUUUACAGUCUCUGGAUAGAACAUCCAUAACAUCAUUGCUUACUUACUGAUAGGUAAUAUUUACCUUGUACCAGUAGUUUUUGAUAGAUUUUUUUUUUUUUUUUUUUGUGGUAUUUAUAUACCUCAGGUAAUACCUUUCUAUUAGUGGAUGUUUACAGUAGCAUCUGUAUUGUUAUUCCCUAAGAAUAAAAAAGAAUAUUAAAAUAUAUUUAUAUUUUUAAAAAAUUGAACAUGCUCUGUGACCUGGUAAACACACAUAACAGAAUAUUAGCUCAAAUGAUAUUAGUGGCAUUUCAAAAGCCUUGCCCUGGUCACAAACUCUAGAAUAGAAAGAAAAAAUAAAUUGAUGUUUAGUCACCCUUGUAAAAAUGUAACCCCCCCACCUGUUUAACAUAUUUUGUCACAGAGUAAUCAGUCCAUAUAUAUAUCCUUUGUCAAACCUUCAGUUUUAUUAUCAGUUGAUCUUGCUCAAUUGGGGACAGCAUUAACAAAGACUGGAAGUCUUACGUGCCUUGAAUUUACAGUAACUCAACAACAAAUGUAAAAUUUUAAUUUCUAAUAAAUUUUGCAUCACCCAGAAAUAAAAUAAAAACAAAAAACAAACAAAAAAAAAACCAACAACAUAGAAAUGCUCCAAAA